AUGAACAUCGCUUACAGCUUCAAAUCUGCAUUGGAGGAGAACGCUGUCGAAAGUACACCCCCGACAUCGUCUGGAAAGAGGAGGAGAGAGCCCAGCUUCGGCGGCAACAGCAGCAGCGAAGGAGUAGGCGACCCGAAGGCGCGGGCACCAACAGGAGUGCCGACCAGGGUCAAGAACGGCCUGGCUUUCUACCGUGGGGCGGUGAGCGUGCCGACGUUCACCGAGGGGGAGCGUCAGCACAUCGAGUCCCACCUGUCGUUCCAGCGAGCGUACGACAGCGUGGACAUCCUGUCCAGAGGCAAGCCCGUCGACGGUGGGGUAGACCUUGCCCUGGCGCCUGUCGUCGCUGGCGCGAUCGCCACGAUGACCGACCUGGUUGGCGUGCGAUCGGACUGCGCGCACCUGACUACACGGGAGAAAGAGCAACUUCACACGUCUCAUUCAGACAGGAUGAAGUUCGAUGUGCGCGGCACGGUUCACCUUGGCGCGGACGUCCUCCUCCACGGGCAAGUAGACCCCGCGAGGUCCACCGGGGACUUCAUCCUCAGCGGCGGCGACCUGCCGCAGCCCCUUAUCAUGCCGAUGCGGAGCGGAGACGCGUACAUCGCCACCUCGGAGGUCCUUUACGCCCCCCUCUUCCACGGAAUCAGCCCCCCGGACCAAGCAAGCCUUUCGGUAGUCUGCACUUGGUCUCCGGGACGUGGCGCCUUCAAUCCCUGGCGGAGUCAGUCCCACCCGCUGGCCGAGAGCUUCCCCUCGCUCUGUGGAGUGAAGGCCGUCGACGGCGAGGAAGCGUUCAAGGUGACGACUACGGACCGUGUACCGCCGAAGACGAUCAAGUCACGGAUCCGGCAGUCGGGGGACUUCACCGACGGCGUUUCGCUGUUCCGAGCACCCCCCGAGGAGCAGGCGUCCGCCUACCACCGACUCGCCAACUCCUGCAAUGUGGCCGGGUGUUCCUGCACCGAGUCGGGUGAGGCAUGCAGCUGUGACGGACACGUGCACGUCAAGAACGCGAGUGUCGGAGGGGCGGUACAAUCGGGAAAACAACAGAAACCCAACAGCCACCGGGGAGGCCCCGGCGCCGCCGGUCGUAUCGAGUUUGACUACGGCCCGUACGCUACCUCCCUCGGCAAGCACCUCCGUGCUCAGAAGAACAAGAAGACGGGCGACAUUAUCAUCUCGGAAAACCCGUCGGAGUUCUUCGAGUGGAGCGUCCCCAGCGUGAACAACGGGGAGAGGACGUUGGGCACCCAGCCCUUCGACAGCAACGGCGACAACAAGAGAGCAUCCUACCCAUGCACGAAGGACGGUGCCAGGAUCAAGAAGGCGCCCAAGUUGGAGAGAGGCAACGCUUACCUGAUGCAGAAGGCCAGGGAGUGGCACCAAAAUGCGCAGGGGUAG
Molecule: messenger RNA, 1404 nt
Organism: Ectocarpus siliculosus
Lineage: Eukaryota; Phaeophyceae; Ectocarpales; Ectocarpaceae
Source: the annotation of a GenBank genome assembly